UAUACGUGGACUGAAGUGAUUACCUGAAGAAUUGUAUUAACUGGAACACGAGUCUUCUAAAAUAUGAAAUGAGACGACUUGGCCUCAAUCUGCACUACUGUGUUGACACUGGCUACUGUGUUGACACUGGCUACUGUGUUGACACUGGCUACUGUGUCUUCAGAUACAAUGCCUCGGGAAUUCCAGCACCCAUUCCACAAGCUGCCAUGGCUUCUGGAGGAGGGAUAUGACUCCCUGGAGGAUCUGGAAUUUAUAGACGGGGGAGUAUACGUGCAGGGAGAAAACCACGGUGUUCUCCCGUUGUGGGCUGGUGAUGGGGAACCCCACAGCUCCCACAGGCGCCACUAUAGCGCUAGUGAUCUGACGGCGGAAAGCAAGGAAGUGGUGGUUCCUCUCAUUGAUCCUAGAAGAGCCGUGUUACUACCGGGCUACGGCCAGGAACACCUCCCCGUGUGGCAGCGUCCUGACCCACCCGAGUAUGUCAACGGCGCCUCCAAGACUUCUAAUGCACAUAAGGAUCCGUUUGAAAUACCCCAGAUAUUGGAAACUCAAAGUCUUACGGGCUCAGACGUGAUGGAGGACGAGAACGAAGCUAGCAACAGCAAGCCCCCGGCCGACACUCACGAUACUCUAGGCACCGACCCAUCAGAGUAUUGUAAGUCCCACGGAGGAAUGUCCGUGGACUCACUAAGAAGGUCCUCCACCCUCACAAGAAUUAAUGAGUUCCUCCAGCGUGCCCGAUCUGAGGUGCUGGAGGGUGAAGACGGCAGGAGCACCAGAGAGCGUCUGCGACACUUGCUACGCAACUCUCACAACGACGACACACAAAGGUAA
This is a messenger RNA of Cherax quadricarinatus, 834 nucleotides long. RefSeq lists its product as uncharacterized. The record is from RefSeq and is a predicted model, not a curated record. Lineage: Eukaryota; Metazoa; Arthropoda; Malacostraca; Decapoda; Parastacidae.